Prunus mume (Japanese apricot) is the source of this 535-nucleotide messenger RNA. RefSeq names its product large ribosomal subunit protein eL38z/eL38y. Gene Ontology annotation, biological process: translation; protein-RNA complex assembly. Gene Ontology annotation, cellular component: cytosolic large ribosomal subunit; ribosome. NCBI's taxonomy places the organism in Eukaryota, Viridiplantae, Streptophyta, Magnoliopsida, Rosales, Rosaceae. Gene Ontology annotation, molecular function: structural constituent of ribosome. The record is from RefSeq and is a predicted model, not a curated record.
GCCUCUUGCACCUUGAGGUAUAAAUGUAGCUCAGAACCCAUAACGCGGCUUGGUUCGUGUGGAUCUGCCUUUUCCAGGAGAAGAAGGAGAAGCUUCUCCGCCGUCAGAAUGCCUAAGCAAAUCCAUGAGAUUAAAGAUUUCCUUCUCACUGCAAGAAGGAAAGAUGCACGCUCGGUGAAAAUCAAGAGAAGCAAAGAUGCGGUCAAGUUCAAGGUUCGUUGCUCCAAGUACCUGUACACACUUUGUGUGUUUGACUCAGAGAAGGCUGACAAGUUGAAGCAGUCUCUUCCCCCAGGUUUGAGUGUGCAAGACCUGUGAACUGGAAUACCCUGAGCAUGUCAGAUGGUUGCUAGGUGUUGAGAAUUGGAAAACUUAUCUUUUAUGGUAGUGAUUAAAAUACUUUUGUAAUGAAUUGUUAUUGCAUGCUGCAAUUGUUUGGUGGAUGGUGUUAGUUUAUUUUCUUCAAUUAUGGCAUUUAGACUUGCCUCUUCUUCAUUUUAAUGCAAUUACCAGUUUUGAAGUGUGCUUUCUGCUA